Messenger RNA from Colletotrichum fioriniae, 411 nucleotides. NCBI's taxonomy places the organism in Eukaryota, Fungi, Ascomycota, Sordariomycetes, Glomerellales, Glomerellaceae. The record is from RefSeq and is a predicted model, not a curated record.
AUGUCAUCGUCCUACGGAAGCUGCCGCUGCGGUAACAUCAGGAUAUCGUUCAAAGGAGACCCCAUAACCACAGCCGCCUGCCACUGCCUCGAUUGCCGCAAAGUAUCAGGAGGCGCCUUUGGCCUAAGCGUCUUAGUCCUGGCCGCCGCCUUUUCUUGUGACAUGAGCACACCAACGAACUACGCUAGCACGUCUGACAGCGGCAACCAGGCUGUCAACCACUUUUGCGGAACCUGCGGCGUAACGCUCUGGGCUGGCGGAGCGUCAUCCCCGUUCAAGUUCGUCAAGGCCGGUGUGUUGGAUGAUGCUGCCGCGCUGAACCGGUUGAGGCCCGCUGCUGAGAUCUAUACCUGUCGAUGUGCGGCGUGGUGUACGGCUUUGGAGGGAGCCCAGCAGAAGGAGAAGAUUUAG